Molecule: messenger RNA, 2897 nt
Organism: Cyprinodon variegatus (sheepshead minnow)
Lineage: Eukaryota; Metazoa; Chordata; Actinopteri; Cyprinodontiformes; Cyprinodontidae
Gene: styk1b
Product: tyrosine-protein kinase STYK1-like
Exons: 10
Coding region: 480-1817 (445 amino acids)
Biological process (GO): cell surface receptor protein tyrosine kinase signaling pathway; positive regulation of kinase activity; multicellular organism development
Cellular component (GO): signaling receptor complex
Molecular function (GO): transmembrane receptor protein tyrosine kinase activity; ATP binding
Source: RefSeq, a predicted model, not a curated record
GAGGUGGAAACUAUAAAGUGACAAGGAGUGGCUAGACCUGUUUCCAUGAACAGAGAGCAGAUAAGCAAGAGCAAGAGAGGAGCUCACAUAUAUAGGAGCUAAAGGAAGGUUUUCAGAGAGGAAGAAAGGUUUCAGCUGUGCCUUCAGAAGAACAGACUUCUGAUUUCAGUCUUCAGCAUCUUAACUUGAAAAGAGAAAGGGAGCGAAGAGAGAAGAAGAAGGAAACAGGAGAGAAGAGGUAUUUUACGCAGGUGAUGAGGGUGGAGUUAAAGAAUACACCAAAGGAGGGAAGGUAGACAAACAGAGAGCAGCAAAUUGAUCCCUUAGAGCCUAAGAGGAGCUGAGGAGCUGAGCUUAACACUGACAGGAUGCAUGGAACUUGCCAAACUCUGUGAAGAAAGCAAUAAUGAACCUGCAAUAAGUGGAUUCAACUCUAUUUUUUUUCUUUGAGGUACAGAAGUUCAACCUAACAACUGAGGAUGUCAGGAUCAGACUCUCGCUGCACAGCAGGAGACACUGUCUGUGAGAUCCGUGUUUAUGAACAAGAGGUGAUCGUGGUUCCCAUCCUCCUGUUGUCCAGCUUCUUGGUCACUCUGGUCUUUAUUCUCCUGCUGCGCUUCUGCCCAGAGAAGGUUGACCGAAUCCGUCCCCGGAAAAAUGUGACCACCAGGAGAAUAUUGCAAGGCAUUGAUGCUCCACCUGGUAUCAACGUCCUUGAGCACGAAAGCAUCGCCUUGGAUUUACCCACCUCCUACUCCACCUUUCAGCCCCCCAAAACAUACCAAUCCCAAAACCUGUCUGUGAACCCACCCUCUCUCCCAACCAACCCCCUACCAGACCCCAUCAAGACCAGUUUCACUCCCAUCGCCCAGCCAAGGGAGCUGCCCCGCCAGAGGCUGCCAGAGUCCUUUAACCUGGUCACCCCUCUGCAGGGCUCCUUCUCCAUGCACGCCGACCCCUCUGUGUCUCUCUACAGGGCGCGCAUGGAAAACAGGAAUGUGGUUCUCCGUGUCCUCAAAGACUCAGCUGAUGCCGUGGAGAGACACAACUUCCUGGGCUUUGCAUCUUUCCUGGCACAGCUUGGACCACAUCCAUUCCUGCCAGAGCUGCUGGGGGUGGUCUCAAUCCGAGCCCCCCUGGUCACAGUGGUGGAGGAGCUUGAAAACAGGGACCUGCUCAGCUACUUGUGGCGAUGCAGACAGGACAACGUGGAUCCUCCGUGUGAAAUGACUGAGAGGAGAAUAUUUACUAUGGCCAACCAGGUCGCUUCUGCUCUGGAGUUCCUCCACAGCAAAGACCUCCUCCAUGGAAACAUCCGGGCCAGCAGCGUUCUGGUCUCUAAGCAGCUCACAGCCAAGCUCUGGGGCCUUCAUGGAGUUUACACACGGAAGAACAAGAAAGCCACUCAGAGGGAUGAUCCCAGCAUGAAGAAGUGGCAGGCGCCCGAGCUGCUGGUCAGGAAGCCAGCAACUAAGAGCAGUGACAUUUGGUCGUUUGGGAUCUUGCUGUUUGAAAUGGCAUCACUAGGGGAAGCUCCAUUUGCAGAAAUCUCAAUUAAUGAGCUUCUGCAGUUUCAUCAGAGAGGAAAAAACCUGAAAAAACCCUCAACCUGUUCCAAUUCACUGUAUGCACUCAUUAAAAGUUGCUGCCAGUGGAAAGAUCAGGAUCGGCCCUCGCUGGCGGAGGUGAGCCGAAAGCUUGUUUCAGGAGAAAAGAGCGCUUCGGAUAAAGCCCUCAAAGCCUCUGGGACGGUUAACCUGGAACAGUACCUGCAGGAAGCUGGAUAUGGAGAGACUAACAGCUACACUGUUUUCUGAUCGCCUCCAGUGUGAAAUGCCAAAAGAAGAAAAACAGAUGUAUUUGCACUACUAUCUCCAAGCUUAAUGGAGCACUUUUAUAAGAAACUCUAAGUUACAACUGAAGUGUUACAAACUCUGAACACGUUCAGCUUGACAAAAUGAAUUAAGUUAUCCUUUGGAUUCCUUCUGGAAAAACUCUGGAAUUCCAUUGUACGUUUAAGAGGGAUUUUUAUAAUUGUUGGUAAAAUGAUUCUGUUUCUUUCUCAGUUAUUUAACUUUUUAAGGGUCACAUUGGAAACAAAGGGGGGAUUUUGUUGAACAAGAAAGAGAUAUUGUGAGCCUGAGUUUGGUGCAUCUUUCUAAUAACCUGAACCUGUCCAUGAUGAGAUCAGAAACGGUUUGUGAUUCUUUUUUUUUUAAUGGGCCAACAUGAUUUAACAAGUAUAAGGGUAAAAAAAGCAAAGGAUCUCUCACUGUAACUAAUAAUAUCUUUAUUCAUGUUUACUUAAGCAGAAUUGGUCAUCUGGAGCAGAAACUGAACUCAGACAGUUUACAUACUCAAAUGUGAAUGAAAAUAUGAGAGGCUGAAAUUAACCUGUGAGCAAUAAAUCACAUACCCAGCUUCAGUAUUCUGUAAUGUUUAUUGAUAUGUACUGCAUACAUUUACAGAGAGUACUUCUAUUUAGCCCUUAAGAGAGCCGAGCAUAAGAGGUACCUUUUUUUUGGGUAAUUUAUUAAAGCUUCUACAACUAUAUUGUUUCCAUGAAAAAAUAACUUUGAUUGUACUAUAAAAAUGAGAAAAUAGAAAACUAAAACUCUUCAUAACUAUUCUAAAGAAACUACUAAAAACAACAGGCUUGUUGAGUGUCAUCGAGGUGUGAUUGAAGCCUGAGUUUGACAUCUAUGACAAAAACAUAAGAACAAAACAACAUAUAGAAAUGUAACUAUGAGAACCUGAAACCGGAAGCACCCUUUAGAAAUACUGUUCCACUGGUUUUCUGUGACCAGAAGGUGACAUUAUUAAGCAGGAAGACCUUGUGAGUUUUGCAGUUUUGGAAAAGUCUAUAAACAGUAUAUCUAUUUUCUGAAAAAGACAAA